Messenger RNA from Gekko japonicus, 3657 nucleotides. It is a transcript of the gene VEZF1, whose product is annotated as vascular endothelial zinc finger 1. The transcript has 9 exons. The record is from RefSeq and is a predicted model, not a curated record. Gene Ontology annotation, cellular component: nucleus. The coding region runs from base 1 to 1731 and encodes 576 amino acids. Lineage: Eukaryota; Metazoa; Chordata; Lepidosauria; Squamata; Gekkonidae.
AUGCCUUUCAGUUUGUUAAACGCUGCCGCACAUUCAGGCGUCCACUUCAGCGGAGCCCCCGGCUUCGUUGCGUCUGCAGCACAUGAAGCUUCACAUCACCAACAGCAAGCAGCACAGAACAGUCUGCUGCCUCUCUUGAGCUCUGCUGUUGAGCCACCCGAUCAGAAGCCGAUCUUACCUUUACCGAUAACUCAGAAACCUCAGCCUGCACCAGAAACGCUAAAAGAUGCUAUUGUGGGAAUUAAAAAGGAGAAACCGAAAACCUCCUUUGUGUGCACGUAUUGCAGCAAGGCUUUCAGGGACAGUUAUCACUUGAGGCGCCACGAAUCCUGCCACACAGGAAUAAAGUUAGUGUCACGGCCAAAGAAAGCUCCUGCCACGAUGGUACCACUUAUCUCUACCAUUGCGGGCGACAACAGCCGGACGUCGCUGGUUUCAACCAUUGCAGGCAUCUUGUCAACAGUCACUACAUCUUCCUCCGCUGCAAACCCAAGCAGUAGCGCUGGUGCCACGGCUAUGCCGGUGACACAGACAGCGAAGAAGCCCAGCAAGCCUGUCAAAAAGAACCACGCCUGCGAGAUGUGUGGCAAGGCCUUCCGUGAUGUCUACCACCUCAAUAGGCAUAAGCUGUCCCACUCGGACGAGAAGCCUUUUGAGUGUCCCAUUUGCAAUCAGCGUUUCAAAAGAAAGGACCGCAUGACCUAUCACGUGAGGUCUCAUGAGGGUGGCAUCACCAAACCCUACACCUGUGGUGUGUGUGGAAAAGGCUUUUCGAGGCCUGAUCAUUUGAGCUGUCAUGUCAAACAUGUUCAUUCCACGGAGAGGCCCUUCAAAUGCCAAACAUGUACGGCUGCCUUUGCCACCAAAGACAGACUGCGGACACACAUGGUGCGCCAUGAAGGAAAGGUGUCGUGUAAUAUCUGUGGUAAACUUCUGAGUGCAGCAUAUAUUACCAGCCACUUAAAGACUCAUGGGCAGAGCCAAAGUAUCAACUGUAAUACCUGCAAACAAGGCAUCAACAAAAAGUUUGGCUUUUUCAAGCAAGAAAAUCUACACCUCCCUGCUUCGUGCAUGAAUGAAGAGAGCAACAACCAGAAGCAGCAGCAGCAACAACAGCAGCAGCAGCAGCAGCAGCCACAGCAGCAUGUUACAAACUGGCCUGGAAAACAGGUCGAGACCCUGAGAUUGUGGGAAGAAGCUGUCAAAGCAAGGAAAAAAGAAAGUCAACAGACUCUGAGGCCAACUUCGGUCAAGCAAGAAUGUCAGUACAACUUUGAGAAGGCUAUAGAGUACGUACCAUUCGAAGCUGCUAACUUAUGCCAAACGUCCACGGCUGCCACAACGCCUGUGACUCUUUCUACUCCUUUCAAUAUUACCUCCUCAGUGGCGUCUGGGACUAUCACCAACCCAGUCACAGUGGCUGCUGCAAUGAACAUGAGAAGCCCAGUCAAUGUGUCGAGCGCGGUUAACAUCUCCAGCCCGAUGAGCUUAGGCCACCCAGUAACAAUAACCAGUCCAUUGUCUAUGACCUCUCCGUUAACGCUCACCACACCUGUCAAUUUACCGACUCCAGUAACUGCUCCGGUGAAUAUAGCACAUCCAGUUACUAUAACCUCGCCCAUGAACCUCCCAACGCCAAUGACGCUAGCCGGUCCGUUAAAUAUAGCGAUGCGACCAGUGGAGAGCAUGCCCUUCCUCCCGCAGGCGUUGCCAACUUCUCCACCCUGGUAAAACAAGCAAACACACAAACCCUUACAGCAGUAUUAAAAAGAGGAAUGAGAAGCAAGUCCUUACCAGCAACUUUUUGUGUUUCGGUUUUCGUUUUGUUUUUUAGUUAAUGAUAAUGAAACCAGACUAAUUCAGCUGGGGCAAAAAAGUGCGCCAGUUUAAAAAGACUUAUUAUAGCAUCCUUGUUUUGUUGGUCGUUACUCUAACACUGGGCAAUUUCAUUUCCUUCCAGUUAUCAGUUGGAGAUGAAAUACCGAGCAGGUGAGAGUUGAACCCGGUGCAUAAGGGGAGGGGGAUGCCGGGUUCCUGUUAGUACUUUGGAAACAGUAAGUGGAGAAAUAUUUUAACCUGAACACUAGAAGGCUGAAAAUAAAGCCUUCCGCAAACACGCAGGGUGGGAGAUGGCUCACCUAGAUUUGCCAGCUCUGUAUCCCUCCAAUUCUAAAAGUAGCAUUGUAGUGUUGUUUUUAAAAAAGUAAAUGCAUUACAUGGUCCUAUUUUUUUAAUGCAUUUCAAAUAAUUAUGCAUUUUACCUUUGGGAAUACGAUGACUUCAGGCCGAAUUCCCUAUGGGAAAAGUGAUACCAGCUCUGAUAUGCAAAGCAUAUGGUAACUUAACAUUCUAACUUCAACAUGUAACAAUGGAGAUUGUGACCUGAUAUUUGGAGAUGUAAAUAACACUCACUAUAUUGCCCAAAGGGAAUAUAACAGCAUAGUCAACAUAUUAAGAAAAAAAAACUGUUAAAUGUUUGGCAAGGAACAGCUGUGAGUGAUGGAAGAGGAGUCGAAAUCCAGGUGAACACGGUCUCUGGUCAGAACCCACUUGGGACUCUUGGAAAGAGCCGACAGCAGGCUUUGAAACAAAUGGGGGGAAAUCGCGUUAUGCUGGAAGACUUUGGAGACACCAGGGGUAUGACGCGUGUAUGCCCUGAUUCUUUCAAUCAGAACCUGCCGACAUCGUGACGUGGAGCAGGUGUUGUUCACUAGAAGUUUUUUGUCUUAUAUUAUAAAAAUGGUAUACAGUUUUUAUUCUAACCACUAAUUAGUUAGGAUGCCCCUUCAGGACAAGCCAAGAGAGUGCAUCUUAUUGUUUGUGUUUCUUUCUCUUUUUUUAAACCCUUUCUUCCCUCUUAAUCAAGUGUUGUGCAGAUCUCCAACUUGUAAAUAUUUGCAAGAAACCAUCAUUUUUACUUUUUAGUUUUUGUUGUGUUAACACAUAGCUAUCAAUGGAAGGGGUGGGCAUGGGGGAGUUCCCACUGGCCUAUCCAAUGCAGGAGAGAUUCCCCUCCCUACCCCCGUGAAUGGUCACACUUUAAGAGACAAACAAAAACGACACAACUCUUAUUCCUUUCAAAUUUUUUAUCUGUACAUAAGGUAGGAUGGGAAAUCUAGGGAAGCAGUUAACUUUUUAGGCUAUCAUGUCAGUCACUUUUUUAAAAAAAAGUUUUUUUUUUUUAAAAGAUCAUACCCUAUAACCAAGACUGAGUUAAGAACUAAUUGGAAGGAGAAAGUGAUCAGACCAAGGGUAUGACAGUGCAGUGGUGGUCAGUAUUUUGAUUCUAGCAGGAUAUCGGUAAGCCUGAGAGGGUCAAAGUCCACUCUUUGUGUUUGUACCCAUCGUGUCAAUGUAAAAACACCGUCUUCUAUACUUCUUGAGGCUAAUGUCUGGAGUUGGGACGGGAGACGGCUGCCCAGGUCCUUAUGUGGAAAUGGUUCUAGGAGCUCAGAUGACAUAGUGAAACGGGGGAAAUAAUAGAGCUUAGUGUAAAAUAAUUUUAUAAAUGAUCUUUUUGUACCUUAGGACAUCAAAUUGUACAACUUUUGUAUAUAUAAAAGCUUAGGAGCUUUCUGUGUAGCAGAAAGAGAACACAUUCCUACACUUUUAAUGUAUAUGUUUGUUAUAAUGUCAUGUAAACAUAUGCCCCAUGUU